Sporothrix schenckii 1099-18 is the source of this 1125-nucleotide messenger RNA. RefSeq names its product KH domain containing protein. The record is from RefSeq and is a predicted model, not a curated record. Gene Ontology annotation, cellular component: nucleus. Gene Ontology annotation, molecular function: RNA binding. The transcript has 5 exons. NCBI's taxonomy places the organism in Eukaryota, Fungi, Ascomycota, Sordariomycetes, Ophiostomatales, Ophiostomataceae. Bases 1 to 1125 code for a protein of 374 amino acids.
AUGGCUUCGGCAUCAAACCCCCCUUUAUAUCUACAUAUUACCAGUACAACCAAGGAGGGCCUGGAAAAAGCCAUCGACAAAGUCAACGAGUUACUUCACUCAGAGCUACCGGCCCUCGUAGACGAGAGGCGAUUUCGACGUCGCGAAAGAGAGGAACAGCCGACAGGCGAACGAGAUGAGUUUGGUCGGAGAAAAUGGCCAGAUAAGCAAAUUCCCGUAAACCUCGACCCCAUUCCCGGAUUCAACCUGCGAGCACAGGUUGUUGGCCAUGGCGGUGCGUACGUGAAGCACAUCCAGCAGGAAACAGGUUGUCGAGUACAGAUCAAAGGCCGAGGCUCCGGGUUCAUUGAGUCUUCGACGGGCAGAGAAAGCGACGAGCCUAUGUACUUGCAUGUGACCGCCCCAGAUCCAGACAUGGUCGAAAAAGCUAAAGAUCUUUGCGAAGACUUGUUAGCAAACGUGAAAGACCAAUAUGAGUCUUUCAAGAGCCGCCCCCAACGCCCAUAUGGUGGACAAGGUAGCUAUGUCGACCGCCAUGGAAAUGGCAGCCAAUACAGCCAUUACCAAAGCUACUCUGGAAGUCGCGAGGGCUACAACGGGCGCGGGGGACGCGGGGGCUACAACGGGUAUGGUGGGCACGGUACCUAUGGCAGACAAGAUCGUGACAGAAAUGAGCAAAGUGGCUACAACUCGCCAAAUUCUGCCACGGGCAAUAGUAGCAGCGUUGUCCCUGGUCAUGCAAACCGGAACCCAGCCCCCAAUGCCGCACCAGUCGUCCCUACUGCCCCACCUUCGACCAACACCGAAACUGCUUUACCAACUGGUAGUGCGGACUAUGCGGCUCAGUAUGCACAGUAUUACGGGAGUAAUGAUCCUUAUGCGCCGUAUGGCGGCUAUGCUGCUUACGUCCAAUACUACCAGCAGUACUACGCAGCGGCACAACAAGCCCAGCAGCAACAGCAAGCAGCACCAUCUACGCCGCCUGGUGUUGGCCAGACAUCGACAACCUCGUCGCCGCCUCCACCCCCGCCGCCGCCUGGGGACGCUCCUCCUCUACCUCCACCGCCCCCGAAUUCUGACGGCGUCUCACCAGUAAGCAAAUGUGCCUCUGAAAUAUGCCCUUAA